UGCUAAGGAAAGAGGCGGUGUCGCGCCCUUUUAGUCAGGGGCGUUAUUCCUGGGAAAGGUGUGAUGAGGGAAGAGGGUAGUAGCACAUGCUUGAUAUUGUCUCUGAUCCACCUUAGAUGAUGAAAUGGAGCUUUCCGAGAGCAGCCGAAAGAUUUGCAGGCGGUUAUUCAAUCUCAUUGUUCAGUUUGGCUCAACUUUAAGAUACACUGUAGUGAAAUCCGGUUCUAAGGGAUGGAGUUGCAUGCCUCCUUCAGUUUAAAAGCAACAGUCUAUAUGGGUAUACCUGUGCAGAGCAGAUCUAUGAUUCAUUUAUUUGAAUUUAUUAGCAGCUCAGCUCCAGUGGACUCCAAGCAGUGAUAGUUGUUGUACCUUAAAUACAUGUACCUUGAAAGCUAAAACCUUUAAGGUAUUGAGAAUUUGCCUUUUGAACUUCAGAGAAACUUUCAGCUUAUGCGAGAUCUAGACCAACGAACAGAAGAUCUUAAAUCAGAGAUUGAUAAACUGGCUACAGAAUAUAUCAGCAAUGCACGGACUCUAUCUUCAGAAGAGAAAGUGGGUCUUCUCAAACAAAUCCAGGAGGCCUAUGGGAAGUGCAAGGAAUUUGGUGAUGACAAAGUACAAUUGGCUAUGCAGACAUAUGAAAUGGUAGAUAAGCACAUCCGAAGGUUGGAUACGGAUCUUGCCCGGUUUGAAGCUGACCUAAAAGAGAAACAGAUUGAAUCAAGUGAUUAUGACAGCUCAUCUAGCAAAGGCAAAAAGAAAGGCCGUGCCCAAAAAGAAAAGAAAGCUGCUCGUGCUCGUUCCAAGGGAAAAAACUCUGAUGAAGAAGCACCAAAAACAGCCCAGAAGAAGCUGAAAUUAGUCCGCACAAGCACAGAAUAUGGGAUGCCUUCGGUGACUUUUGGAAAUGUCCACCCUUCUGAUGUGUUGGAUAUGCCUGUGGAUCCCAAUGAGCCCACCUACUGCCUCUGCCACCAGGUCUCCUAUGGGGAGAUGAUUGGUUGUGACAACCCUGACUGCUCCAUUGAAUGGUUCCAUUUUGCUUGUGUCGGCUUGACAACAAAACCAAGAGGGAAAUGGUUCUGUCCUCGCUGUUCCCAAGAAAGGAAGAAAAAAUAAAUUUUAUCAUCUUCCAAGGUCCAGAUACUGUUUCCGAAAUAACCUGCUCUGCAGUUGGGGUUCAGCACUCUUCUCCCAGUUCCUGGGGCUUCGUUAGGUAGGGGUCCCCACUCUGGGUGAGCAGAGCUACUUGUGAAUGGCUUGUAUCCAUUUGAUGGUUCCUGUGUGUACUGAAACACUCACUGCUUGUCCUUGAGAGGAAGAUGAAGUCAGUUGUUGUCCUACAGCCCUUUUCCCUGCAUAGGUUUUAAAACCUGCAUCAGCUUACAGGAACAAAGAUUUCUUGGUGGGGGAAUAUCUGAUUGAAGAAACUGCAGUUUUCCUUCCAGACUUCUUAAUUGGUGUUCCAGAGGAGGGGCCACCAGGUCAACCCUUCAUGCAGUAUGUAAUUUAAGAAGACAGGCUUUUUAUUCUCCCUUCUCCACUACUACAACAUUCCAUUUUUUAAAGGGAGGGAGCCAUACAGAGGCAACUGGAAAGUGACCCAUUUUUCUUCGUGGGAAAAAUAUUAAAAAGUGAGAUUUUUUUCCCCCUGUCCGAAAUAUUUCAUGGAUUUUGUAAUGGAAGCCAACCAGGCUCCAGUCUUUUCUUGGUGGUGCUUGUUUUGGGGGAAACCCCAUAUUGUAAAAUAUGCAUUAAAUAAAACCAAUUCAAUACA
Ahaetulla prasina is the source of this 1777-nucleotide messenger RNA. RefSeq names its product inhibitor of growth family member 4 (gene ING4). The record is from RefSeq and is a predicted model, not a curated record. Gene Ontology annotation, biological process: regulation of DNA-templated transcription; positive regulation of apoptotic process. NCBI's taxonomy places the organism in Eukaryota, Metazoa, Chordata, Lepidosauria, Squamata, Colubridae. The coding region runs from base 451 to 1119 and encodes 222 amino acids. Gene Ontology annotation, cellular component: nucleus. The transcript is spliced from 8 exons.